AUGUAUGCCAAACCUUACUACCUGAGCGUCGAUGCGAUCCAAGUUAGCACCAAGAAGUUCGGGUACCAGCUCUGCCACAGCGUUGACACCAUCCUCAGCGGAGGCUGGCUUCCGCUCCUCGACAAGACCAAGACCGGCAAGAUCAUGCUUUACACCAACUUCGACAACUUCCUGCACUACGGUCAAGCAACUUGCUGCACCACUAUCUAUCGCCUUGGUGCAUACCGACAAGAGACGUGACC
Messenger RNA from Schizophyllum commune H4-8, 242 nucleotides. RefSeq lists its product as uncharacterized. Bases 1 to 240 code for a protein of 79 amino acids. Lineage: Eukaryota; Fungi; Basidiomycota; Agaricomycetes; Agaricales; Schizophyllaceae. The record is from RefSeq and is a predicted model, not a curated record. The transcript is spliced from 2 exons.